AGCCAUGCUGGGCAAAGGGGCAUCUGGCCAGCAUGUCUGUCUGGGCAGCUUACCUGCUCAGUCUGCAGCUCCCCGUUGCUUUUUGCUGGGCUUUCAGCUGCCACAACACGGAGUCUUCCCCCGGCUUCAGCCUCCCAGGGGAUUACCUCCUCGGGGGCCUCUUUGCUCUCCAUUCAGACUGCCUGCAGAUGAGGCACAGACCCCAGGUGACGCGCUGUGACAGACCCGACAGCUUCAAUGGCCACGGCUACCACCUCUUCCAGGCCAUGCGGUUCAGCAUUGAGGAGAUCAACAACUCCACAGCCUUGCUCCCCAACAUCUCCCUGGGGUAUGAACUGUUCGAUGUGUGCUCAGAGUCUGCCAAUGUGUAUGCUACACUGAGGGUGCUUGCCCAGCGGGGGACGGGCCACAUAGAGAUGCAGAGAGAUCUUCACAACUAUUCCUCCAAGGUGGUGGCACUUAUCGGGCCUGACAACACUGACCACUCUGUCACCACAGCUUCCCUGCUGGGCCCCUUUCUGAUGCCCCUGAUCAGCUAUGAGGCCAGCAGUGUGGUGCUGAGCACGAAGCGGCAGUACCCAUCUUUCCUUCGCACCAUCCCCAGCGACAGGCACCAGGUGGAGGCCAUGGUGCUGCUGCUUCGGAGUUUUGGGUGGGUCUGGAUCUCACUCAUUGGCAGCUACGGCGUUUAUGGGCAGCUGGGCGUGCAGACACUGGAGGAACUGGCCACACCACAGGGCAUCUGCAUUGCCUUCAAGGACAUCGUGCCUUUUUCUGCCCAAGUGGGUGACCCAAGGAUGCAACAAAUGGUGUACCGCUUGGCUCAAGCCAGGACCACUGUGAUUGUGGUUUUCUCUAACCGGUACCUUGCCAGAGUGUUCUUCAGGUCUGUGGUGCUGGCCAACCUGACUGGCAAGGUGUGGAUUGCCUCGGAGGACUGGGCCAUAUCUACAUACAUCACCAAUGUGCCGGGGAUCCAGGGCAUUGGGACAGUGCUGGGGGUGGCCAUCCAGCAGAGACAUGUCCCUGGCUUGAAGGAGUUUGAAGAGUCUUAUAUUAGGGCGGUAAAGGGUGCCCUCAGGUCUUGCCCAGCAGGAUCCCAGUGCAGCACUAACCAGCUUUGUCGAGAGUGCCACACUUUCACGUCAUACAGCAUGCCCAAACUUGGACCCUUCUCUAUGAGUGCCGCCUACAAUGUGUACCAGGCUGUGUACGCCGUGGCCCAUGGCCUCCACCAGCUCCUGGGAUGUACCUCUGAGACCUGUUCCAGGGGCCCAGUCUACCCCUGGCAGCUUCUGCAGGAGCUCUACAAGGUGCAUUUCCUUCUACAUAAGGAUACAGUGGCAUUCGAUGGCAGCGGGGAUCCUCUGGGUGACUAUGACAUCAUCUCCUGGGACUGGAAUGGGACCAAAUGGACCUUUGAGGUCAUUGGCUCUGCUUCAAUGUCUCAGCUGCACAUAAAUAAGACAAAAAUCCAGUGGCAUGGGAAGAACAAUCAGGCACCUAUGUCUGUGUGUACCACAGACUGUCUUGACGGGUACCACAGAGUGAUUGUGGGCUCUCACCAUUGUUGCUUUGAGUGCAUGCCCUGUGAGGCUGGGACCUUUCUCAACAAGAGUGAUCUCCACGUCUGCCAGCCUUGUGGAAGAGAAGAGUGGGCGCCGGAGGGGAGCUCCACCUGCUUCUCGCGCACCGUGGAGUUCUUGGGUUGGCAGGAGCCCAUCUCUCUGGCGCUAUUAACAGCUAACACACUACUGCUGCUGCUGCUGGUCGGAACCACUGGCCUGUUUGCAAGGCAUCUUCACACGCCUGUCGUGAGGUCAGCUGGGGGCAGGCUGUGCUACCUCAUGCUGGCUUCCCUGGCUGGUGGGAGUUGCAGCUUCUAUGGCUUCUUCGGGGAGCCCACGGUGCUCACAUGCUUGCUGCGCCAGCCGCUCUUUUCCCUCGGUUUCGCCAUCUUCCUCUCCUGCCUGACAGUCCGCUCCUUCCAACUGGUGGUCAUCUUCAAGUUUUCCACCAAGGUACCCACAUUCUACCACACUUGGGCCCAAAACCACGGUGCUGGCCUGUUUGUCGUUGCCAGCUCCACGGUCCACUUGCUCAUCUGUGUCAUAUGGCUUGCAAUGUGGACCCCACUGCCCACCAGGGAAUACCAGCGCUUCCCCCAUCUGGUGAUUCUCGAGUGCACAGAGGUCAACUCUUUGGGCUUCUUGCUGGCGUUCACCCACAACACCCUCCUCUCCAUCAGCGCCUUUGCCUGCAGCUACCUGGGUAAGGAACUGCCAGAGAACUAUAACGAAGCCAAAUGUGUCACCUUCAGCCUGCUCCUCAACUUCGUAUCCUGGAUCGCCUUCUUCACCACUUCCACUAUUUACCAGGGCAGCUACUUGCCCGCGGUCUAUGUGGUGGCCGGGCUGACCACUCUGAGUGGCGGCUUCAGCGGCUACUUCCUCCCCAAGUGCUAUGUGAUUCUCUGCCGUCCAGACCUCAACAACACAGAACACUUUCAGGCCUCCAUUCUGGACUACACGAGGCGUAGCGGCUCUACCUGAUCCCGGGGGCGGGGCAG
Molecule: messenger RNA, 2569 nt
Organism: Phodopus roborovskii (desert hamster)
Lineage: Eukaryota; Metazoa; Chordata; Mammalia; Rodentia; Cricetidae
Gene: Tas1r1
Product: taste 1 receptor member 1
Exons: 6
Coding region: 33-2552 (839 amino acids)
Biological process (GO): G protein-coupled receptor signaling pathway; sensory perception of umami taste
Cellular component (GO): membrane
Molecular function (GO): G protein-coupled receptor activity
Source: RefSeq, a predicted model, not a curated record